Messenger RNA from Eleginops maclovinus (Patagonian blennie), 6360 nucleotides. RefSeq names its product mutL homolog 3 (E. coli) (gene mlh3). Gene Ontology annotation, biological process: mismatch repair. Gene Ontology annotation, cellular component: mismatch repair complex. Bases 243 to 3743 code for a protein of 1166 amino acids. Gene Ontology annotation, molecular function: ATP hydrolysis activity; mismatched DNA binding; ATP binding. The transcript has 11 exons. The record is from RefSeq and is a predicted model, not a curated record. NCBI's taxonomy places the organism in Eukaryota, Metazoa, Chordata, Actinopteri, Perciformes, Eleginopidae.
UCACCUCUUGUUUUUACACGUUGACUGUAAACAGCGACUGCUUUUUAGCUUGGAUUUCGAUGAUGUAGUUUAAUGUUAUAGUUUUUAGGUAUUUUUGUAAUGCGUUGUGGUCAGAAUGUCGUUGAAAUUCGUGGCACUAUCGUCAGCCAGUGCUGAGCUAAACGUUAGCUGCCAACGGGCAAUGUUCAGCAGCUUGACUACUUUAUUACUGUGCAGUUGAUAGGGUAAGAUAACUUCAUUUAAUGAACACCAUGAUAAAGUGUUUGCCUAAAGAGGUUCAGGGGAAACUUCGCUCCGGUGUCGCUCUGCCCUCACUUCAGCAGUGCGUGGAGGAGCUCAUCCUGAACAGCAUCGAUGCAGAAGCGACCUGUGUGGGGGUCAGAAUGGACAUGGAGGCGUUUAAAGUGCAGGUGAUUGACAAUGGCGCUGGGAUAAACUCCGAGGAUAUGGAUUCCCUGGGGAAACGAUAUUGCACAAGUAAAUGCAGCUCCAUUGAAGACCUGGACAGCCUCAGGUGGUACGGUUUCAGAGGAGAAGCCCUGGCAAGUAUAGUUUCUCUCUCCACACUUGUUGAAAUCUCAUCCCGGAACAGGUCAACAGUGAAAACUCACGUCAAAAUCUUCAAAGAUGGCAAAGGCAUGGAUGUGUUUGAAGGAGAGACUGCUCGACCCUCUGCAGGGACAACUGUUAUCGUUUGUAACUUUCUCCACAACAUGCCUGUGCGGAGGAAGAGGGUGGAUGCUGUUCUGGAGGGAGAGAGGAUCAGACACAGGGUGGAGGCUAUUUCUCUAAUGCAUCCCUCAGUGUCUUUCACCCUGAAGAAUGACUGCACGGGGGCCAUGACGGUGCAGCUUCCUAAAGCUAGAAACACCUACCACAGGUUUGUCCAGAUACACAGCCUUGUGAAAGCACAGAAACUUGGAGAAAUCGGCUACACGCACGGACAGUUUGAAGUGAUUGGUUAUAUUGGCAGAGAGGGCCACUACAACAACAGUUUACAAUUCCUGUAUGUAAACGAAAGGCUGCUCCUCAAAACAAAGAUACACAAGCUCCUAAAUUUUCUCCUACGCAGAUUGAGCAAUUCAAACCAAAAAAGUGAAAGUCCAGAUAUGCAGUCAGGCGUUAGAAGUCCAAAGACCAAACGAAGCCAAGACCCUCAUGGAGUGUACGUUAUCAAUAUCAAAUGUUCUUACUCAGAGUAUGACAUAUGUCUUGAGCCGGCUAAAACUCUAAUAGAGUUCAAAGAUUGGGAUGGCGUUUUGCUGUGCAUAGAAGAAGCAGUGAAAGCUUUCCUGAGCAGGGAGAACUUGGUGGCUGUGAUUUCCCAAGAUGACUUUGACAACGCACCUACUGAAUUGUUUGGCGCUCACAUUACAGACGAAAAGGGGAAUAACACUGGCAAUGUUGGCCAAGCAACAAACAGUGCUUCUAUAAUGGAUUGCAGUAUUGGAAUGAAACUGGCGUCUGAUUCUGUUCAUCGAAAGCGCAAAGAUGACCAUCUACAUGAGGAAGGUGUUAGCAGGGAGUCUAGUCAGAUGGUGUGCAAAGAAGAGAUGGAACAACAGGGACAGGAAAAGAUAAAUGCAAAGGAGUGUGAAAGUGAAGACAGCUUAAAUAAAGACAUUACAUAUGAGCCAUCAUGUGAUCUAGCUGGACUUAACCCUUCAUCUGAUAUACAGAUUACUGUAGAAGAGGAGUCCAGUGAAGCUGGUGAAGGCUCUGAAAUGUUUUGCAAGUCGAGUUCAAUCAUAGAGCUUGAAAGUGAAAAACUGAAACUCUCCAAAGAAAAAGACAUGUUAAUAAACAAUUCAGUCUCAAACAGCAAUGAGACUUUACUAGACCACUUCACUCAACAAAUUCAGCCUGACAUAGGGCAAAUAUUACCUGUUGGCCAGGGUACAGGAGGACAUCAUCAUACUUUAGAAGGUAACAGAAAGAUCAGUCUGUCCGAUCCAUACAUUCAUGAGAAUCUGCUGACUCAGGGCAUGGCACAAAUCAGCAAGUCAAUAUUUCAGCAGAGCUGUGAAGAGAGAUGUGUUGCAUUAAAACGCAGAAUCUCACUGGAAGCAGGGCAGGACAGAACUGGUCAGAAACAACCCGAUGACUUCGCUAAUAAUAUUCCCUCAAAGAUACCCAGGGUGGCAGUUUGUCAAAAGUUGUCUUUAUGCAAGGAGUCUGGGUCGCUUGAAAGGUUUAGAAGAGUGUAUGGUAAAUCUGAUGAGCUGAAAUUAUCCUCUCAAGAGAAUACAAAUAGAUUUUUGCAGUCAGACGGAUUUGUUAUGAAUUCCCAGAACAGUUUUCUUUACCAGAAAGAUCAGCAACAUGGUGGGGUUGCAGAAGUGGGAAAAGAAAAAGAGAAACUGAACAGCCCCGUUAGCCCACUAACACUCUCAGCAUUCACCAAGUUAAAACCCGCCUCAGUGCAGAAUAGAGGCAAGACAUCUUUGGCAAAUAAACUCUGCCAAUUGAAACACCAGAGGAGAGACAAUUUAAAAGUAUUACCACAGGACAACAACUGUCUCAGUACUGGUAACGAUGACACCCAAGGCAGCAAUAACAACGAGCAACACUGUGACACCGCACUGAAUCCUGAGCCGGCCCCAGUUUGCAGUACAAAUCCUCUGGCCGAUGAGAGGGAAGAGGCCUCAGGUGACUGGCUUCAUCACUACGAAACAUCUGUGGGAAAGACAGUGUACGUCAACAAAGUGACCGGGCUCAGUCGAUAUGAUGAAAUGCCUGCUGAAGAUACACAAGUGCACUGUACAUCUGAUGUCACCAACAUGGCCGUUAGUGUCAUCAAUAAAAUGGAUGCUAAUGUGGAGAGUUCCAACUCGCUGACGACGUUGUACUCCAAAUGGAAAAAUCCUGUGUUCGUUCGACCGCCUAUGGUUGGUGUGGAUGUUACGAGUGGACAAGCCGUCGGGCUGGCUGUGAAGAUCCACAACAUCCUGUUUCCGUACCGUUUCUCUAAGGCCAUGAUUCACUCAAUGAAGGUUAUUCAUCAAGUGGAUAAGAAGUUUCUUGCAUGUCUUAUCAACACACGAGAUGAGGAGCCUGCAGCAAUGACUGAAACUGAAGGAAACCUUCUGGUGCUGGUGGAUCAACACGCUGCACACGAGAGAGUUCGACUUGAAAAUCUAGUUGCAGAUUCCUAUGAGGAGGACCCAGAUUCACCGGGGGAGAAACGUCUGUGUUCAUCAACUAUUCUGCCUCCUCUCGAGAUCAGUGUCACAGAAGAAGAGCUCAGGCUGCUCAGAUCAUGUCAGGGACAUUUGCGGAGCUUGGGCCUGGACGUGAAGUUCUCACAGGCAGCGGAGCCUCAAGUUUUUGUCGGGAAAGUACCACUUUGCUUCAUGGAAAAGGAGAGUAAUGAGGUCAGGCGGGGGAGACCAUCUGUUAUCAAGCCUGUUGUUGAGGAGUAUCUACGAGAGCAAAUCGAGUUACUCCGCUCGACUGGUAGAGUGAGAGGAACUCUGCCUCUCACUGUGCUGAAGGUGCUAGCCUCCCUAGCAUGCCAUGGUGCUAUCAAGUUCAAUGACAGCCUGAGUAGAGAUGAAUGCCACAGUUUGGUGGCUUCUUUGUCCUCCUGCCAGCUGCCCUUCCAGUGUGCCCACGGCCGUCCUUCCAUUGCUCCCUUGGUAGACACCCUCCAUUUGGACAAAGAUGAACAGGAAUUACAGAGACCCAACCUCCUAAAGCUGAGAAGAAUUUAUAAAGCGUGGCAACUUUAUGGAAAUAGAUAAGUGGGUGUGUAUUUUAUUUUAAAUGUGUUGUUAAUUGUCAACAAAAAUAAAUUCAUAGGAAGACUUUGCUAUUUAACAUAACAUAUUGUUGAAAAUGAGCAACAGUUAGCUUUGUAAGUACAUAGAAAAAAAUAAAAGUGAAUUAUCCAACACCAGUUUGAGUGAUGUGCCAUGGGGAGCACAUGACUUGAAAAAAUGUGAUGCCUUAUCAGAUACACAAUAAGGUCCUUCAGCAUUCCCCCCCAAAAUAUUCACUCAAUCAACUUCCUGAUCUUGAAAAAUCGUCUCAAAAAUAGAAAAUCUGCCACAAGGCCAUUGCAAGAAAACAGAAGAUGGAGUUGAUGCUGAAGAGCAGCGAUCACGUAUGGGUGGACUCUGUUUAAGAAAGAAAAAACAGUUAAAGUCAGAAAUUGGCAAAACUUUAGUCAAAUGGAUAGCUUGAGACAAAACAAACAAUGAAUCACACAGAGAAGAAAACUGCUGCCACCCGGAUCAAACCCUCAAGCUUGCUCUUCUUCUGGCCUCAACCCAAACAGAAGGUAAUUUCCAUCUGCCGUUAAAGCCUGCAAUGAAAGCACACAUUGAAGUUGUCAAAGGACAAAACUUAAACCAAUAGAGAGCAGUGCGAACUUGCGUAUACUAUGAACAUAUUGCUCUCUUAACUUACUGUUUGUCUGUGGCAUCUCUUUCCUUCGUUUCUCUAAGUAUUCAAAGUCAUCUGCAAUUGAAGGGGGGUCAGUUUCUCCACUUGUUUAAUCUGACAGAGAGGUUACAACAUUUUACAUUUAUUUAUCAGUAGUGUCAUGACACAGUAUUUGACAUUGAAGUAUUAACAUGGUCUCUCACCUCUUCAUCCGUCUUCACUGCCACGCCAUGCUUUAGGUUCAGUUUGACCAGUUGGUCUUGGUUUGUCCAUCUACCUAAAGUCAAGCAAUAAUGCCAUAUUGUAUUAUUUGACAGAAAAUACUGUGGAUCACUAAUAACUUAUAAAGCAUUCGUUUUAUUUGAGUUGGAAGGGUCCUAUUAAUUAACAACAUUCUGCAGUUCUUUCAUACUAUUUUAAGACGUAUAUUUUCACAACACCUCACUCACCCAUUGAAGAUGUGCUGUCGAAGCAAAGCUCAAAAUGGUUAGGAUUUUCUGUUAUGAAUGAAAAUGUACCCUUUGUGGCAUUGUCCUUGGUGUACAACGUGUCUCUAUAAUAAUCGUGAAGGAAAAAGUUAAGAGUGGUUUGGCAAAGAUCUCUCGAAUUUACACUCAGGGGAUUUAAAAAGGGCUCCGGGCCAAGCUAGAUGAUGAACCAAUAUUAUCCAAAAUAUCCACAAUGCCUCCUAGCAGUUGCUCAAACUGACAAUAAUAUACACACCAACCCCACACCUCCUAUUUGAACCUUUUUUCAAAAAUAUAUAGUUUUUACUUACCACAUUUCAAAUUUUAAAAAGUGUGCUCCCCAAAAAUAUCGAAGUUUGAUUUUAUGUUCCCCAUUAAACCAUGAACACACUGGGAGAAUAUAAAAUACUUUUUAUUGCACGAUGUAUUUUAUUUAGUAGUAUUUUGAAAUUUGUAUUUUUUAUAUACUUUUAAAGACGACGUUGUUGGAAAAAAAAAAAACCACCAAUAAAAAAACGGUCUCAGUUUGCCAUGUUACUCCUGGUGUCACAUGUUCACUUCAAAUUAGUAAUAGUUUUAGUAAGUUCGCUAACUUCGUAUUCGCCUGAGACUCGAAGAUCUUUUUGGAUAUCUUCUUGUAGACAUUUCCAAGAAUUGGUCGGCAGGUAGAAAGUAAUAGGAAAACACUCUGUCCAAAAGGACAGGUAUCAGCAGGAAAACGCAAAGUCUAGACAUGCUCCUGCCAAUUCCUUUAUUGUGAUGAGACUGAACGAUGAUGCUGCUGCUGUCAAAUUUAACCCCCUCCUCCCACCGUCGAUUUCCGGGUCAUGCCACGUGACUUCUCCGCCCCCACAUGUCCAACUUCUCCUCUUCAUCACCGCCUCCCCAAAUAAACAGUUGAGUGUAGCUGGGUGCUGGGAAAAGCAGCUCAGGGCCUGACUCCUCCCCGAACCACUCCCCCUAAUUAGAGAGGGUAUAAAUGGCACCUGCUGCAAUCAUCCUUCCCCAUGGCCCUGUCCUCAUGGUCGGUGGUGCAGUUGUCUGCUGACUUCCUAUGGUGGUUUACCUGCUGCUCUUUUGUUCAUUGCUGUUUUGUUCACUGCUGUUUUGUUCAUUGCUGUUUAGUUUAGUUUUGUAUAGUUACUCUGGUUUUGUUUAGUUUAGUUCCUUUUGCCAGCUGGGAUUUUCUUGUUUGUUUAGGUUUAGUUUUUAGUCUUAGUUUGCUAUUCAAGCUGAGUGCCAGUAUAUGGAGGGCUAGUCCGUAUCACUGUUUGCUGUGGUGGAGAUCACCGGGGAGCACGAAUGAGCGACCUACUUGCUGUGACUGGUUUGCUGUGACUGCACCUGUGAGUAUUUGGUUGCACCCGAGUGUCACAAAGUAGUAUGCGACCCCAUUAACUGGCCUCAUCUCACAGAGGUUUAGUUUAUUUUUCUGUUUUGAUUUAAAUGUCAGCUUUUACAUAAAGAUUUUAAAACCUUUUGUUAGUAAUAAAGAUAUUAAACUGUA